GGCAUCAUGGUGAUGUAGGAGCUCAUUAUGCUGAUAUAGUUCUUCCUGGAGUAGCCUAUACAGAAAAGAGUGCUACGUAUUUAAACACUGAAGGUCGUGUACAGCUUACUCGAGCCGCAGUGCCCCCACCAGCUUCUUCACGUGAAGAUUGGAAGAUCAUCCGUGCUUUAUCUGAGAUUGCUGGAUUCACUUUGCCUUACGAUGAUCUUCCUUCUCUCCGCGAUCGCAUGAAUGAUAUCGCACCACAUCUCACUCGUUAUGGUGUAACCGAGAACACUAGUAACUCACAAUUGGGUAUUGAGCAUCUCUCGGAAUUAGCGACAAAUUCAUCUGAUGCUAAAUUAAACCCUAUAAUUCAGGAUUUUUAUAUGGCAGAUAGCAUUUCUCGAUCAAGUCAAACUAUGGCAAAGUGCUCUGCUGCCUUCACAAAAAAUAAACGUGAACCUCAAUUGCAAGAAUUUAGCCCGGGCGAUGCCCCGG
Racocetra fulgida is the source of this 480-nucleotide messenger RNA. NCBI's taxonomy places the organism in Eukaryota, Fungi, Glomeromycota, Glomeromycetes, Diversisporales, Gigasporaceae. The record is from the annotation of a GenBank genome assembly.